This is a messenger RNA of Brassica napus (rape), 1981 nucleotides long. RefSeq names its product probable carotenoid cleavage dioxygenase 4, chloroplastic. Gene Ontology annotation, molecular function: carotenoid dioxygenase activity. The coding region runs from base 46 to 1827 and encodes 593 amino acids. Gene Ontology annotation, biological process: carotene catabolic process. Gene Ontology annotation, cellular component: chloroplast stroma. The record is from RefSeq and is a predicted model, not a curated record. The transcript is spliced from 2 exons. Lineage: Eukaryota; Viridiplantae; Streptophyta; Magnoliopsida; Brassicales; Brassicaceae.
CUUCAACGUGUAGGUAAAGAAAGAAAAAAAUAACAAAGCAGUGCAAUGUACUCUGUUUCUUCCUCUUCCUUCAUCUCUACAUUCUCUCCUAAACCCUCUCUUCAUCUUCGCCACUCAUCUUCCUCUCGUCUUCUUCCCCGUAUCAACUCCACCGUCGUCGAAGAACGAUCCCCGAUCAUUAACCCAAGCGAAAACAAUGGCCCUCCUCAUAAGAAACUCUACACUCGGACUAACCGCAACGCAGUUGCAUCUCCGGCGAAACUCCGACCAGAAACGACUCUCGUAGCAGCCCUCUUCACCACCGUAGAAGAUGCCAUCAACACGUUCAUCGAUCCACCGUCACGUCCUUCCGUAGAUCCAAAACACGUUCUCUCAGGUAACUUCGCUCCUGUUCUCGACGAGCUUCCUCCAACGGAAUGUGAGAUCAUCCACGGCUCUCUUCCUCCGUCUCUUGACGGCGCUUACAUCCGUAACGGCCCGAACCCACAGUUUCUCCCUCGUGGCCCUUACCACCUAUUCGACGGUGACGGCAUGCUUCACGCGAUUCGUAUCCGUAAUGGUAAAGCCACGCUCUGUAGCAGAUUCGUCAAGACUUAUAAGUACAACGUCGAGAAACAAAACGGAGCUCCCGUGAUACCUAACGUGUUUUCGGGAUUUAACGGCGUGACGGCGUCAGUUGCUCGUGGAGCUUUAACGGCGUUAAGGGUUUUAGCGGGACAGUAUAAUCCGGUUAACGGCAUUGGUUUGGCUAAUACGAGUCUAGCGUUCUUCUGUAACCGUCUCUUCGCUUUAGGAGAAUCUGAUUUACCCUACGCCGUACGAUUAACGGACACUGGAGAUAUAGAAACGAUCGGACGGUUCGAUUUCGACGGGAAGUUAGAGAUGAGCAUGACAGCUCACCCGAAAACCGAUCCUGAAACCGGAGAAACGUUCGCUUUCCGGUACAGUCCGGUUCCACCGUUUUUAACGUUUUUCCGGUUUGAUUCAACCGGGAAGAAACAAAGAGACGUUCCGGUUUACUCCUUGACGUCUCCAUCGUUCGUUCACGACUUCGCGAUCACGAAGAGGCACGCAAUCUUCGCGGAGAUUCAGAUCGUGAUGAGGAUGAAUAUAAUGGAUCUGGUGCUCGAGGGGGGAUCUCCGGUUGGUGCUGACAACCGGAAAACGCCGCGGCUCGGAGUGAUUCCUCGUAACGCCGGCGAUGAUUCGGAGAUGAAAUGGUUUGAAGUUCCUGGAUUCAACAUCAUUCACGCUAUCAAUGCUUGGGAUGAAAACGAUGGAACCACCGUCGUUUUGAUCGCUCCGAAUAUUAUGUCCAUCGAGCAUACGUUAGAGAGGAUGGAUCUCGUUCACUCCUUGGUGGAGAAGGUGAAGAUCGAUCUCGUCACAGGAAUCGUGACACGUCAUCCGAUCUCCGCGAGGAACCUCGAUUUCGCGGUGAUCAAUCCGGCGUUUCUCGGGAGGCGGAGCCGGUACGUGUACGCGGCGAUCGGGGAUCCGAUGCCGAAGAUCUCCGGAGUGGUGAAGCUCGACGUGAGUAAAGGCGAUCGGGAUGAUUGCACGGUGGCGCGUAGAAUGUACGGUCCAGGUUGUUACGGCGGCGAACCGUUUUUCGUAGCGAGGGAUCCUGGUGAUCAGGAGGCAGAGGAGGAUGACGGUUACGUGGUGACAUAUGUUCACGAUGAGGUGGCUGGAGAGUCGAAGUUUUUGGUGAUGGACGCGAAGUCGCCGGAGCUUGAAAUCGUCGCGGCCGUGAGGUUGCCGCGAAGGGUUCCGUACGGAUUCCACGGACUAUUUGUAAAGGAGAGCGACGUUAAUAAGCUUUAACUAAAACAAAGGAUUAAGUGUUUAAUCACGCUCCGUUUAAUGGAGACAAAGCACAUAUAGUGUUGUUAUAUUUGAAACAUUAUAGUAUACAUAAUUUGGCGGUGGUAGUUUGUAUACAAAAUUAUCAAACCUUAUAUUAAAUUAUUUUUCUUUC